UUCAUGGCGCUUCCAUCCCCUGAUGGGGAUGGCGUGUUUAAUAAUACUAACCGUCAGGGCUGCUGGCGUUUUGUUUCCUGCUCGAAGAAAUACCUCGCAGGUGAGGGCCGCGGAGGGAUGCUGUUCUCUGUCAAGCUCGCUGCUGAUGCCUCUGGGCAUCUAUCUUCUACCUCUUCACAGACACUGGGUGUUGAUAGUGUGCUCUUCAGGACAGGCUGAGACAGAACUUGUAAGAACUGAGCAAGAAUAAAUUAGCGGAGGACCUCAGUAUGUCCAGAAGUUAUUCCUUAACUGUCAUUUGUUAUCAAAGUAAAGUUUGGGGGGUGCUUUUAUUCAUGCAAUAUCCUGGAAAGAACAAUCUAGGUAUCCUGUGGUCUGAAAGGGAUGAAAUUAAAACUGCGCAAACUUACUUGGAAUCUGCAGAAGCCUUGUACAAUCAAUACAUGAAAGAGGAUGGAAAUCCUCCCCUGGAUCCCAGUGAACAUUUCAUGGCAGAAGAAGAAAAACUCACAGACCAAGAAAGAUCAAAAAGAUUUGAAAAAGCCUAUACACACACUCUGUAUUAUCUGGCACAAGUCUACCAACACCUGGAGAUGAUUGAGAAGGCUGCUCAGUAUUGCCAUACUACUCUUAAACGACAGCUCGAGUAUUGUGGCUACUACCCGGUAGAAUGGGCACUCAAUGCUGCUACUUUGUCCCAGUACUAUCUCUCUAAGCAAUGCUUUAUGGAGUCCCGACACUGUUUAGCAGCGGCCAGUGUCAUCUUUAGCCAAGCUGGACAGGUGCCAUCUGCUGAAGACAAUGAAACGGAGCAAGACCAACAGGACCUUCGACGGAGAAAAGCUGAAAUUGCAAGAUGCUGGAUUAAGUAUUGCCUGAAUCUCCUGCAGAGCGCUCGGAAAUUACUUGAGGAUAACAUAGGAGAACUGGAUCCAGACAGGCAAUUGGAACUUAAAGCCCAAAGGAGAAAAGAGGAGGAUGAAAAAGAGAAGGGCAGGAAAAAAGCUGUCCUUUUUGGGAUGAGUGAUAUAUGUGACUCUGUCUUAGCCAUGGAAGAGAAAGUGAGCAGCGUGUAUCCUUUAGAUUUUCAAGAAGCCAGAGAAAUCUUCCUAGUUGGUCAGAACUAUGUUCAGGAAGCAAAAGAGUUCUUUCAGGUUGACGGUUACGUUACUGACCAUAUUGAAAUUGUUCAGGAUCACAGUGCUUUGUUUAAGGUACUUGCUUUCUUUGAAGAAGACUAUGAGAGACGUUGCAAAAUGCACAAGCGAAGAAUAGACAUGCUGGAGCCUAUAUGUGCAGACUUGAAUCCCCAGUACUACCUGUUGAUUAGCAGGCAGCUUCAGUUUGAACUAGCCGACACCUAUUACGAGAUGAUGGAUUUAAAGGUAGCUAUUGGUAACAGGUUAGAGGAGCUAGACUCCCACACAAUUAAAAAAAUUAAUUCUCUGGCUCAGUUAGCGAUCAAAUAUUAUGAACUCUUCUUAGAUUCUUUGAGGAACCCAGAUCAGGUGUUUCCUGAAGAGCUCGAGGAAGAUGUUCUUCGCCCUGCAAUGGUGGCUAAAUUCCACAUUGCACGACUCUAUGGUAAGCUUAUUACUUCGGAUAGCAAAAAGCAACUGGAAAAUAUGCAGACAUCAUUGGAGUAUUACACAUUUCUGGUAGACUAUUGUGAGAAGUACCCAGAUGCUGCCCGGGCCAUUGAAACUGAACUAGAACUCAGUAAGGAGAUGGUGGGUCUUCUUCCAACGAGAAUGGAGAGGCUAAGAGCAAAACUGUGUCCGUUCAUAUAAAAACUCGCCUCGAAGGAAAUGUGCGCUAUGAAAAUGCUAUCUGUCAAACCCAGUGCUGUCAGCUUCCGUCCCGAUCGAUAGAACUAAGGUGUCUACAGUUCGGCAGUCCACCUAGAGCCCCCAGUAGUGUAACGUUGUGAGAAACUCGGAGCUCUCUGUUCGGUAGCUCACCCACACUAAUGGUAUAAACUUUAAUGUAAAGUGAACGGCCAGCUAACGGUUCGUAUUUUUUGUCCUGUAUGUAAAUAUAAACCUUCUCUCCCUUACGGGUUUUUCCUUCGGUGAAUGGUUCAGUUUCCAAAUGUAAUGCUGUAUGAAAAAUUGUUUCUUUUAAGAGAAUCUGUUUCUCCAGGAAAAUUUUUCUAAGAAACCCGAGGCACGUUCUUCUGACUAGAAUAUAUUUUAUCUCUUCUAACCUUUGUCCCCAGAAACCUUUAUCUGUUUAAAGGGAACUUUAUGUUAUUUUCAAUACUUAUUUUGUAUGUGGCUCAGUGUUUUCUUUUAUCCCCUGUUAAUCCAACCCUAGUUGACAGAGGCUCAAUAAAUGGACUAGCUUGCCUAAAUGGGUUUUUUUUUUUCAGUCCUUAGAAUUCUCUUUCCUUGUGUCUUACUAAGAUAUGAUACAUGUUACAACGUUGACCAAAAUAAAUAGUUGUGAAAGUGUUUCUACAUGAGUGUCUUUGGUAAAAACUGCGCUCUGGUGCUCCAAACAGUUGCAGAAUGCAGAUGAAAGGCCGGGGACGCUAUGGAAGGCUUCUUGCCUUGUGUUGGUCAGGGAGCCCAGGUGCUGUCUGAGCCGGAGCUGCAAGGUGGGGACCUCUCUGAAGGUGCUGCAGAUCCCAGCGCUGCCAAGGCACCAUUCAAAAUCUGUGUGCCGUCGAUUGCUGACUUCUCAGUUAAACCUGUGCUGAUUGUCAUUAAGGCCCUGCUGACCUGGCAAGGUUCCUGGUCUUACACAACCUGUUACCUUUGCCUUGUUCUAAUUUAGCCCCUAUUUACUCUUUAUGGAAGACGAGGCUGCAUUUCUGACCCAAAAUGUACACAGAGGUUGUCUUUGUAUUUCUGGUGUCCAUAGGAGGAGGAUUAUGAACCAGGACCUGUUUUAGGUGAAAUGUAGGCAGAGCACGUUGUCCAACCCUGUAUUAAGAGACAGCGGUCAGAGAUGCCAGGGGAUAUGGGGAAAGUGAAGUGACGGGGUGCACAGUACCCGCCAAGUUCACGGGGAGAUGUUUACAGCAACAGAGGGCAUUGAAGGAGAAUAGUCAAAACAACCGGAUUAUUCUGGAAAAAAAGACGUCAGCAUGGAGAGCGUGAGGGGGAAGCACGUGCAAGCAAGAAAGCGCGUACAUCUUCAACGUGCGGUAAAAAUCUCUAGCUUGCAGAAUUCUCUGCAGGAGGCUUCUAACCACAAACAAAUAGGCCAACAAACUGGGCCUGGAAACGAGAGGCAGCGAAACUCAGAACGAGACCAGCUACCUGCGUGCGUAUAGAGUAAGGGAGAGCGUGCGCGCGCGUGUGUGUGUGUGUUGUUUCUGUUUCACUAAAUAAUUGGCUCCUCAGCCUUUGGGAGUUUAUUUUCUGCUGCCAGAUCUUUAACUUGUUUUUUUCCCAGGAAGGUAGGGGCAGCCCAUAGCUUCUCAGGGAAACAGUUCUCAGCGGACAUACUGCUCAUUAUUAUUAUCUAUGAUUUCAAUUAAAGCUAGUGUGCACUUCUCAUAAUUUGCAAGUUAAAAUUAUUUUUUUUUCUAUCAACUUUCAGUGUCACAUUCAGGUAGAAAGCGGCGAUAUGUGCUUGGGGUUGUUUUUUUU
Molecule: messenger RNA, 3599 nt
Organism: Egretta garzetta (little egret)
Lineage: Eukaryota; Metazoa; Chordata; Aves; Pelecaniformes; Ardeidae
Gene: KIFBP
Product: kinesin family binding protein
Exons: 7
Coding region: 270-1790 (506 amino acids)
Molecular function (GO): protein binding
Source: RefSeq, a predicted model, not a curated record